CUGCUCUCGUAUAAUUCGUCAUGUAUUUUGACUGGAGUAUCAGCAAUAUUCUAAUAGCAAUUGCCAGCUUGACAGGCAGUGGUUUACUGAUUAUUCGUGAGUAUACUCCAGCUACACGCUUACAAUACUCAAAGUUCGCGAGCAGCAACUUGAUGAAGGACAAUAUUAAAUCGAAUGAGAUCACCAUAUCUUCAUUUCACGGUAUGUUGGUGAUUUAUGUGCCAUCACUCAUACUCACAACAUUACUUCUGUUCAAAACCGAUAAUGGUUCCCGAAUGAGUUUAAUUACUGCUUUAAACGUUCUGCAUUAUCUAAAGCGAGUCACGGAAGUUAUCUUUGUUCAUCGAUAUUCUGGGCAAUCUAAACUUAUUGACAAUAUCCUCAUCUCCAUUUCCUAUAUGGUGUUUGCUUUCUUUCUAUCCUUCUUUUCAGCGCAAGUGCCUCAUCCAAAUGCAUUCCUGACAGUGGUUGGCGUUGCCCUCUUUUUCAUAGGUGAAGGCACUAAUUGUUAUCACCAUUUGAUAUUGAGCAACUUAAGAAAGGAUGGCUCAAAAGAAUACAAGAUCCCUCAAGAGGGCUUAUUUAAAUAUAUAUGGUGCCCUCAUUACACGGGCGAAAUCGUCGCAUUUAUCGCUAUGGCAUUUUUGUCACAGCAUUUCUUGGUUUUAAUCCUUCAAAUAUGCUCUGCAGGUUACUUGGCUAUAAGGGCUUAUAACACUAGAAGCUGGUACAAAUCGAAAUUUACAGAUAUUCCACACAGAGCGUGCUUGAUACCAUUCAUUUUCUAGAAUUUAAUUUAUUAUUUAAACCAAGUAUUUCCAUAAUAAAAUCAAAAUAAAGCACAUUUGACG
Messenger RNA from Mycotypha africana, 851 nucleotides. Its product is annotated as 3-oxo-5-alpha-steroid 4-dehydrogenase-domain-containing protein. The transcript is spliced from 5 exons. Gene Ontology annotation, biological process: lipid metabolic process. Bases 21 to 788 code for a protein of 255 amino acids. Lineage: Eukaryota; Fungi; Mucoromycota; Mucoromycetes; Mucorales; Mycotyphaceae. The record is from RefSeq and is a predicted model, not a curated record. Gene Ontology annotation, molecular function: oxidoreductase activity, acting on the CH-CH group of donors.